Nematolebias whitei (Rio pearlfish) is the source of this 793-nucleotide messenger RNA. RefSeq names its product transcription factor COE1-A. The record is from RefSeq and is a predicted model, not a curated record. Gene Ontology annotation, biological process: regulation of transcription by RNA polymerase II. Lineage: Eukaryota; Metazoa; Chordata; Actinopteri; Cyprinodontiformes; Rivulidae. Gene Ontology annotation, molecular function: DNA-binding transcription factor activity, RNA polymerase II-specific; RNA polymerase II cis-regulatory region sequence-specific DNA binding.
CUCUCGCUCUCUCUUUCUCCCCCGUAGGGUGGGAGAAGCCCGUGUUUGCGUCUCAGAGAGGGGGCUCCAUUGGGAAGAGUCACAAAGCGGUUCUGUCAGAGCGCGCGCUGGGUUGGACAUCACCGACUCCACAGCUCUGUCCCGGACCAGGGCUGAGGCAGAGGAGCAAACAGUGAGCAGAAGAAGAAAGAAGCGCGAGACAAGGAUGCCAUAUGAUCCGGGUGCUGGUUGAUCUCUCUGACGGCUCAAACUUUGGAUUGCAGCGCACCAGGACCGACCUCUUCGCGCACAGACCCAACCCGGUUCCUGCAUCCUUCACGUCCCAGUUUGAAAAACUGGACACUUUGGAUGUCCGUGUUCCUGUUUGACUUUUCCGACUGGUCAUCCAGUCGCGAGCCGGACGACUAAAGAGCGCCUGGUUUCAGGAGCGCGCGAGGAUCCGCAGCGGGACAAGUGCGCAGCUGGGUGGAGACACAUAAAGACACAAGGAUCCCACGGCGGUUUGUUCAUGUUUGGGAUCCAGGAGAGCAUCCAGAGAAGCGGCAGCAGUCUGAAGGAGGAGCCGCUGGGAGGCAUGAACGUCCGGAGCUGGAUGCAGGGGGGCGGCGUGCUGGACGCCAACACGGCCGCUCAAAGCGGAGUGGGUCUGGCCCGCGCGCACUUUGAGAAGCAGCCGCCCUCCAACCUGCGCAAGUCCAACUUCUUCCACUUCGUGCUGGCUCUGUACGACCGGCAGGGCCAGCCCGUGGAGAUAGAGAGGACCAACUUCGUGGACUUCAUCGAGAAGGAGAAG